This is a messenger RNA of Drosophila ananassae, 4069 nucleotides long. RefSeq names its product formin-binding protein 1-like (gene Cip4). The transcript is spliced from 11 exons. The record is from RefSeq and is a predicted model, not a curated record. Bases 602 to 2410 code for a protein of 602 amino acids. Gene Ontology annotation, molecular function: protein binding. Gene Ontology annotation, biological process: signal transduction. NCBI's taxonomy places the organism in Eukaryota, Metazoa, Arthropoda, Insecta, Diptera, Drosophilidae.
UACAACCAUUAUUGCCAUCCCUAACAUAUAUAUAUAAACAAAAAAGAAUUUUUGAGGCCGAAGGUACAUCGUCGCGGAUAGUCAGCGGAUUGUUUUUCGUUUUCGCUUUUCGCACGCCCAGAGAAACAAAUGCUUGCGUUGUGUGAGUGCGGGGUACCUGUGUGUGUUGUGUCGCCAAUUUAUGACGCAUGCCGAAGUGCAAGCGCCCAUUAAACACCAAGCAAUUGUGGGGAAAAGGCAAAAAAAAGAAGAAAUGCAUUUUAGAUGCCAGAAUCGCGGGCGGAAAAGUACAUAAACCGAAAACCGAUACCCUCGGGUGGAAUAUACAAAAACGAAAAACGAAGAAAAAAAAGAGUGCGUGCACUCGGUAAUUGUGUUUCUUAUGCGUGUGAGACCUCUUAGAAGUUCGAAAAAAUUGGUUAAAUCUACAAAAUAAAGUAGAAAUUUUAAGUGUUGUUAAUUAUUCAGAACCAUUGUAUUAGGCCAAAAUAGAUUUUAAGUCUAAUAUUGUCAAAAUUAGUUGGCAAGCGGAUCUAGAAGAAGCAGCUAUAGCAGCAACAACAAACUGGCCGAGUCGGAAAACGCAGCGCAAAACUCCAACAUGAGUUGGGGUACUGAGCUAUGGGAUCAGAACGAUAAUCUGGCGAUGCACACCCACAGAGGCAUCGAGGGUCUGGACAGAUUUGCCAGCUUCUUGCGGGAUCGGGUGGCCAUAGAAGCCGAGUACGCCGGCAAGUUGAGGCGACUGGUGAAAAACUACCAGCCCAAAAAGAAGGAGGAGGAAGACAAUGAAUUCACAACGAUGCAAGCGUUCCGCAACAUGCUCAAGGAGGUGGGCGAUCUGGCGGGACAGCGCGAAAUAGUCUCAGAAUCCCUGCAGAACCAGAUCAUCCUGGGUGUGACGCUCCUGUCGAAGACACUGCGCGAAGAUCGCAAGAAAUGCCUUAGCGAUGGUGCAACACUGCAACAGAACCUCAACACACAGCUCACCUCGCUGGAGAGGGCCAAGCGGAACUACGAGAAGGCCUACCGCGACUCCGAGAAGGCCGUGGACAGCUACAAGCGGGCCGACAUGGACCUCAAUCUCAGCCGAGCGGAGGUGGAGCGCUACAAAAACGUGAUGACCACCAAGAUCCAGCAGUCGGACGACGCCAAGAACGAGUACGCCAACCAGUUGCAGAAGACCAACAACCUGCAACAGCAACACUACAGCAUGAUGCUGCCCGCCGUUCUCAACCGGCUGCAGGAGCUGGACGAGAAGCGCACCCGUGGCUUCAAGGAGUUCAUAAUUGGGGCAGCGGAGGCAGAGUCCUCCGUGGCGCCCAUCAUUGCCCGCUGUAUGGAGGGAAUCGUAAAGGCUGGGGAAUCAAUAGACGAGAAAGAGGACUCCAGCAAAGUCAUAGAAAGAUACCAGUCUGGUUUCACGCCUCCGAGGGAUAUACCCUUCGAGGAUCUGUCCAAGAGCGAUCCGGACGCCGUUCACGACUCACACUACAGCAACUCGACAGCGAACCACCUGACGAUCAGGGGCACCAUGAGCGCCAACAAGCUGAAGAAGCGAGUGGGCAUCUUCAACAUCUUUGGCAGCAAUAAGAACUCCCUAACUGCGGACGGACAAAAGGAGGACUUCAGCGAUCUGCCACCGAAUCAGCGAAGAAAGAAGCUGCAGGCGAAGAUCACCGAACUGCAGCAGAAGAUCGCCCAGGAAACAAAUGCCAGGGACGGCCUGAUGAAAAUGAAGAUCGUCUAUGAGGCGAACUCUUCGCUGGGCAAUCCCAUGACCGUCGAGGGACAACUGAACGAAUCGGAACACAAGCUGGAAAAACUGAAAGUGGAUCUCAAGAAGUAUCAGGGCUUCUUGGAGAAGGCCAACCAAGUGCAGAUGGCCACCAGUAGUCCGCAGGCGAAUCGCAAUCAAUUGCAGAACGGUCACAGAACCUCAAGACAUUCCAAUGGCAGUGCCGAUGACCAUCACGACGAUGGCGACGACCAGCCCGACGAUGCUGGCAGCUUAAGCAGGUCAGAUUCUGAGGAUAAUGUGGCGCAAAUACAAAAUGGGCAUAAUAAUAACAAUAACGGCAGUUCGGCAAGUCCGGAGAGCGGUCUGGGCACGUCGCAUACAUCCCUGCCAGGAUCCGGGCAGGGCAGUGCCAACGAGAACGCAAUUGGAGAGGAUACCUACUACGAAACGGAGGUGGAAGCUCUGCAGCCCCUGGGCACAUGUCGAGCCUUGUAUCCAUUUGAAGCCACCAGCGAAGGCAGUAUACCCAUGAACGAGGGCGAGGAGCUGCAAGUGAUUGAAAUCGACCAAGGAGACGGAUGGACGCGAGUGCGGCGAGCAAAUAAUUCAAAUGGCUGGGACGAGGGCUUCGUGCCAACGAGUUACAUCGAGUGCACGCUCUACGCUUAGAAUUAAGAAUAAAAUUGGGGCGGGCAAUUAGCCGGGCGGUUUUAAAUGUUAACUACUCAGCAAACAAUUGUGUAUGUUCGAUUUAUUUGUGUACUUUUGUCAUAACUUUGCGUUCUUGCGGACAGCCAGCCAUACUAUACACGAAACACUACACACCUCCAACACCACCUAAAAAGAUACACCCAACACACUGUACAUUUGACCUAAGCUAAGUUCGAAUCAUUUAACCUUUGUACGCUUUGUGUAUUUACUUUGAUUUUAAUCGUCAUGAUCGAUCUUAUGGUAGUGCAAGCUAUAUCAUACUAUAAAUACUAUAGUCAUAAUGCACCUACGAGCAGACCUCACCUAAUUGUAAGCACCGCAACGUUUCCCUCUUCACCUACAACAAUCAUGAUAACACCUAUUUACAUACAUAUAUAUAUGAAACGAGAUUUAUAUGGCAAUUGAAUACGUGAGAACUUUGAAAGAAAAACUGAAAAAAACUUAAGAAAACUAUUGCCGGUUGGCAUUGAAAAUAGUCUUGUGAACACGUUUUUAAACUGCAGAGCUAGAUGCUAGAUUUGAAAAUGUCUUGACGAUAAUUAUUUUCAUUUAAAUCACGGCUUUGGCCUUAGAGAGCAUCAGCUGCUUUUCCGGAUCGGAGCGAAGAUCGGAAAUGCUGUAGACUGCGACUUCCAUCGAAAUGAUGCAUUAAAAUAGGGUAGAUAUGCAAAGAACCUAGAAGGGAGGACACACAUCCCAGAACCACAUCAGACCAGAACACCCACAACUCAAGGAUAUGUAGGCAAAAGUUAUGGCAAUCUUGCAUGACAUGGGGCAUAUGCAUUUGCGGAAGCAAAGAACGCGCUAGCUUGUUUAUAUAUAUAGAAACAAUUGUACAUUUUACUUUACACACUCUAUGCUAAUUCUUAAUUUUAAUUUGAUGAUAAUUUUGUAUUGCUCUUUGCCUUGUACAUUUUCACACCACAAACACACACACACAUACACCCACCCAAACACACAAAACUAUGUUUAAAGGAAGGUCCUUGUCGAUGCUGCAGCGCGUAAUUUUGAUUUAAAGGACCCCUAGACUCUAAGUUCAUGCAACAUUUAAGGCUUAAGUCAGAGCAAAGCCGGGCGGCGCUGCAUUCAUGUCAUCUUCAACGCCACUUUGCAAUACAUUUAUUUAUAAACAAAUAUUUUAAAAGGAUAUACUAUACAAUGUACGUGUAGGUAUAUUGGUAGACCACAAUCAAAAACUGAAAUCACGGAAGUCUGCGCAGAGAAUCUGGACGGAGCGAGUUAGGUUUUUAGUUAGGCUUAUCGUAUUCUGCAGCCUUUUCCAUGUGUAUUUUGUACUUUUAUUUCGCAUAUUAUAUUAUGCCACUAUGCUUUAGCAUUUAAGUGUGAAAUCAACUGAAACUGAAUAAUUCUGUUUUCUUAUGUUAAAUAAAAUAUGUAAACGAAUGAUGAACUAAUCUUAGUGCGAGCGCAGCAAAUAAACAAUUCCAAAAUUCUUAAAUUUAUCUAAUUUUAAAUUCGAUAUUGAAAACAGGCACAUACGUAUUAACGAUAAAAUGUUUACAUCAUCAAAUGGAAGGAAAUUAAUUGAAUUUAAGUGAAGAAACUACGGCAAAUGUAUGUGAGAAUUGUCAGCAUAAUAAAAGUAACUAAAAUUAA